Rasamsonia emersonii CBS 393.64 is the source of this 282-nucleotide messenger RNA. RefSeq names its product PLC-D group protein Nfis6. The transcript has a single exon. The annotation marks the transcript as partial. Lineage: Eukaryota; Fungi; Ascomycota; Eurotiomycetes; Eurotiales; Trichocomaceae. The record is from RefSeq and is a predicted model, not a curated record.
UCUCUUUUGAAUCCAAUGCGUGAGGAGUGGCCGGCUGACUUGUGGACGAAACAGUAUGCCGAACAUCCUGGUCCGACCAACACUAACCGCCAAUUCGCGACCGCUGGGACGACAUGUGGUUUUGUGGACAACACCAACCAGGCGGCGGGUUGGUUCAACAAUGUGACGGGUGUCAGCUGUGCCACGUCCAUUUUCGAGUGGGGGGGGGGGGGCUUGGGGGGCUCAGCGUCGGGCGCGUGUUCCCCACCAAAAAGGUUUUGCAGCUUAGAAAUUGGGUGGUGA